AUGAUUCAGUCCCGACUCCGGCAUCUCGCCGCCCACAAUCUGUCAACCUUUCGCCGGCAGCCAUGGAACGAGAUCUCCGGCUCGCUCGGUGACCUAGGCACGUUCCUACCCAUCGUCAUCGCUUUGACAGAAGGCCAUCAAAUCUCCCUGACAACAACAUUAAUAUUCACGGGGAUCUACAAUAUCCUCACCGGCGCAUUAUUCGGCAUCCCGCUCCCGGUGCAGCCGAUGAAAGCCAUUGCCGCCGUCGCGAUCCUCAAAUCCCUAACGGCGGGCCAGACCGCGGCAGCGGGACUCUUCGUGUCGACGUGCAUCUUACUCUUCAGCGUCACUGGGCUUCUGACGUGGUUUACAAGAGUGAUUCCCAUCCCCGUUGUCAAAGGGAUCCAGGUCGGCGCCGGGUUGAGCCUGAUUCUGGCGGCAGGCGGGAAAGCCCUGGCGUCGCUCUCCUGGACCGCCCCGUCCUGGCUGGACAACUAUCUAUGGAUGAUAUUUGGGUUUCUGGUCCUUUUCGCGACCACCAGCGUCCAGCCUCGCACGCCGUACGCCCUGCUCGUCUUCCUGGUCGGGAUUGCUUUCGCGAUCGUCCAGGUGGCGGGCGACGACGAACACGGCCAGUUCCCGGGAUUCCGUCUAUGGCGGCCAUACGUUCAAGUGCCGAGGGCAGAUGAAUGGAGGACAGGCAUCCUGGACGCCGGCGUGGGCCAACUGCCACUGACGACGCUCAACUCGAUCAUCGCCGUCACGCACCUGGCCGCGGACCUGCUCCCCGAGAUUGAAACCCCCACAGUCACGGCCAUCGGGAUCAGCGUGGCCGCGAUGAAUUUCGUGGGGUGCUGGUUCGGCGCCAUGCCCGUGUGUCACGGCUCCGGCGGGUUGGCAGCUCAAUACCGCUUCGGCGCGCGCUCGGGCGCGAGCAUCAUCUCUCUCGGCCUGCUCAAGCUCCUUUUGGGGGUCCUGUUCGGUGAAAGCCUUUCAGACAUGCUGGGCAGGUUCCCUUUGGCCUUGCUGUCUGUCAUGAUCAUCGCGGCUGGGUUGGAGCUCGCCAGUGUGGGAGAGAGUCUUAACACGCCGCGGGCGCGAGAUCUGGGCAAAGAAGAAGGCGAAUGCACCGAGAUCACAGAUGAAGAGAGGAAGCAAAGAUGGUCCGUCAUGCUCGUGACGGCGGGGUUGCUCAUCGCGUUCAAGAAUGACGCCGUUGGUUUUGUGGCGGGGAUGUGCUGUCAUUGGAGCUUUCAAUUGUCGAGCUAUAUGGCAAUACGAACACGCACGCGCACCCGCGCCGCUACGGCGGAGGAUCCUGAGGAAGGGGAGGCUCUACUUUCGUGA
Molecule: messenger RNA, 1329 nt
Organism: Cladophialophora yegresii CBS 114405
Lineage: Eukaryota; Fungi; Ascomycota; Eurotiomycetes; Chaetothyriales; Herpotrichiellaceae
Exons: 1
Coding region: 1-1329 (442 amino acids)
Biological process (GO): molybdate ion transport
Molecular function (GO): molybdate ion transmembrane transporter activity
Source: RefSeq, a predicted model, not a curated record